Gossypium arboreum is the source of this 718-nucleotide messenger RNA. RefSeq names its product histone H3.3-like. Gene Ontology annotation, molecular function: structural constituent of chromatin; protein heterodimerization activity; DNA binding. NCBI's taxonomy places the organism in Eukaryota, Viridiplantae, Streptophyta, Magnoliopsida, Malvales, Malvaceae. The transcript is spliced from 5 exons. The record is from RefSeq and is a predicted model, not a curated record. The coding region runs from base 124 to 534 and encodes 136 amino acids. Gene Ontology annotation, cellular component: nucleosome.
CCGCUGACUAGCCCUCUCUAUAAAUACCAAGCCCCCCGUUCCUCCGCAUUUCGGUUUUCGCUGCGUCAAAUUCAAAUUCGAAUCUACUAGAGACAUCUUCUUCAACAAUCCCAGCCAGUUGAAAUGGCGCGUACCAAGCAAACCGCUCGCAAAUCCACCGGAGGCAAAGCUCCAAGGAAGCAACUCGCUACGAAGGCUGCAAGAAAGUCUGCACCAACUACUGGAGGAGUUAAGAAACCUCAUCGGUAUCGCCCUGGAACUGUUGCACUUCGUGAGAUCCGGAAGUACCAGAAAAGCACAGAACUCUUGAUCCGCAAGCUGCCUUUCCAGCGUCUUGUCCGUGAAAUUGCACAAGACUUCAAGACGGAUUUGAGGUUCCAGAGUCAUGCAGUUCUUGCUCUUCAAGAAGCUGCAGAGGCGUACCUUGUCGGUUUAUUCGAGGACACCAAUCUCUGUGCUAUCCAUGCCCGGAGGGUGACUAUUAUGCCUAAAGACAUCCAGCUUGCCAGGAGAAUCCGUGGUGAAAGGGCCUAAUAAUGAUGUUUCUUCAUUUAGGUCUUCCAUAUUGUUGUUUGUUGUGUACCUUGGUACUCUAGUCUGAACGUUAACUUUCUUCUCAAGACAUUAAGACACUGUAAUAUCUUACUUUUUUGUUAAGACAACUGAUCUUCUCCAUUGUAGUUAUAAUCCAAUUAUCAAAUUUUGUUCAUUGACUGAA